AUGAAAAAUCGCUCAGGAUAUUCAUCAGGUACAUUUAACCGGAAGGAGAAAGUUGAAGUUUUAUCCGAACCUAUAAAAUCUGUUUCUGAUAAAAAGCUUUAUAAAACUAUAAGGCUAGAAAAUGGUUUGACAGCACUCCUGAUUUCCGAUCCUAGUAAACCAUCAGAAAAGGAAGACCACUCAACUAGUGAGGAAGAGAGUAGUGCUACCGAAGAAAGUUCAGGCCCUGAGAGUGAUGGUAAUAAAUCUGGACAGUCCAGUGGUAGUGACCAUCAUGGCACCAAGAGGCGUAAUGAAUUUGAUGAAGAGAAAUUGGCGGCGUGCGCACUCUGCGUCGGCGUGGGUAGCUACAGUGACCCGCCCGAUAUCCAGGGGUUGGCACAUUUCGUCGAGCAUAUGGUCUUCAUGGGCAGUGAGAAGUAUCCCAAGGAGAAUGAGUUCGACGCGUUCAUUAAGAAAAAAGGAGGUUCCGACAACGCAUCAACAGACUGCGAGGUGACCACCUUCUACUUCGAGAUCCAGGAGAAAUAUCUGUCCCAAGCCAUGGACAUGUUCAGUCAGUUCUUCGUCAGUCCGCUCAUGAUGAAGGAGGCAAUGCAGAGGGAACGCGAAGCGAUCGAAUCUGAGUUCGCGAUCGCGUCGCCUUCCGACUCGAACAGAAAGGACCAGCUGCUGUCCAGCCUGUUCCCGGAGGGUCACCCGGCGCGCACCUUCACCUGGGGCAACCUGCGCAGCUUGAGGGACGACCUCCACGAUGACGAGCGAUUGCAUAUGGCAGCGCAUGAGUUCAGGAGGCGACACUAUAGCGCGCACAGGAUGACGGUCGCCGUUCAGGCACGUAUGGAGCUCUCCGAGUUGGAGCAGUACGUUAUAAACACCUUCGGCCAAGUGCCCAACAACGGGCUGGCCCCCGACGACUUCACGGGCUACGCCUUCAAACCCGACUCGGUGACACCCGAGUUCCGCAGCAUUUACUACGUAAAGCCCCUCAGUGACACCACCGAGGUACAUUUGACGUGGUGCAUGCGCUCAUUACUGUCGGAAUACGAAUCCAAGCCACACCAGUACAUCUCUUAUCUGCUAGGACACGAAGGCAAGGGAAGCCUCCUGUCGUAUCUCAGGAAAAAAGUAUGGGCGCUUGGCAUCUACACUGGCAACUCGGAGAGCGGAAUAGACUACACAUCUAUGUAUAGUUUGUUCUCUACGCAAGUAGUUCUUACCAAGGACGGACUAGAACAUAUAGACGAUGUGCUAGAAGCAAUAUUCUCUUACAUCAACAUGCUAAAGAAAAUUGGUCCUUCCGAACGGAUAUACAACGAGAUAAAGACAAUAGAAGAGACGAGUUUCCGCUUCGAGGAGGAGUCACAGCCGGCUGACUACGUGGAAUCGCUUGCAGAGAACAUGCACUUCUUCCCACCGGAACAUUAUAUUACAGGGGACAGGCUCUAUUACAAAUACGAUCCAAAGGGCAUCACGGAAUUGUUGGACUGCAUGCGCGCAGAUACAGUCAACAUAAUGGUCCUCUCAAACAAGUACUCCACGCCAGUGCAUUACGAUGCCAAGGAGAAGUGGUUCGGCACAGAAUAUAAAAGGCAAGAGAUACCGCAGCAGUGGCUACAGCGCUGGCUGAGCGCGCAGCCCUACUCCAACUUCCACCUGCCCGAAGAGAACGUGUACCUCACGAGCGACUUCGGGCUGGUGCCGCCGGCGGAGGCCUACGUCGAGGCGGCGGACGCGCUGGGCCUCGACCUGAGCAGCGGCUCGGUGAAGGACAUCCACAAGAAGGUCGCCGCCGCGCCCAAGCUCAAGAAGGUGCUCAAGCACGGCGAUUUGAUCGCUACGGUCAACAACUUUAGGUUAGAUCAACCCAACCUCCUGCGUAAGAGCCGGCACAUGGAGUUGUGGUAUAAACCGGACUUCAAGUUCCGCUUUCCGACCGCCCUCUUGUACUUUUACUUCAUAACACCGUUAAGUCUAAAGACGCCGAGAGAAUCCUGCCUUUUGGAUCUAUGGACGGACGUCUUACAACAGGGCCUAAAGGAAGAAGUUUACCCGGCCAACAUGGCGGAUCUGACGCACUCGCUUUACGUGUCCGACAAAGGGCUCACGUUAAAAGUCAACGGUUAUAGCCAAAACCUGCACUUGCUGGUGGAGCUGAUAACGCGCGAAAUGCGCACCACAACGGACUCGCUCACUCUGCCGAUGUUCGAGGCGGUGCGGGAAAUAAGAGCGCGCAACUACCACAACGUACUCAUAAAACCCCACAAGCUGUCCAAAGACGUGCGUAUGGACGUUCUGCUAGAGCCUUACAUAUCGCCGCGCGAUAAAGCGUCAAUUAUUCAUAACAUCACUAUCGACGAGUUGAAGGACUUCAGUGGACGUCUGCUCAGCAAAUUGUAUAUGCAGGUCUUGGUGCAGGGUAAUUUGGCGUGGCACGAGGCGGUCACUAUAUCGGAGAACGUUCUAGAAAACAUCAAAUGGGAGGGCCUCGACGAGGAAGAUAUGCCAGAGCUGCGCGUCCACGAGCUGCCCCUGGGCGAGAGGAAGCUGCGAGUGCUGAGCCUGAACCCGGCCUCCACCAACAGCAUCGUCACCAACUACUACCAGAGCGGCCCCACCAGCGCCCGUGACACCGCCGUACUGGAAGUCCUCAUGAUGCUAAUGGAGGAGCCGGUGUUCGACGCCUUACGUACGAAGGAGCAGCUCGGGUACAGCGUGUUUUGUAUGAUGCGGUACACUUUCGGAGUGCUCGGUUUCUCCGUAACGGUGAACACGCAAGUCGACAAGUUCAGCGUGUCCCACGUGGACGCACGCGUAGAGGCGUUCCUUAAGAAGUUCGCGCGCGACAUGAAGCGCCUCAACGAGCGGACGCUUUCGGCGACACGCACCGCCCUCGUGCAGCUGAAGCACACGAUCGACUAUGAACUCAAGGAGGAGGUUGAAAGAAAUUGGCGGGAGAUUGUGAGCAGGGAAUAUCAGUUCCAGAGGCUGUUUUUGGAGGCGGACGCCAUAGAGAAAAUAAAAGUUGGCGAUAUCCGUAGCUGGGUGGAGAACCAUUUCCCUACAGGCAAUAAGUCCCUCUUCAGGAAACUUUCUGUGCAGGUAAUGGGACACUCGGCUAAGGAGAGCAACAGCUCAAUCAUCUCCGACACCCAAGUGAAGAGCUACAAUCUGACCUAUCUAGACGCAAACAACCCCAUUGGUGACUCCAGUGAAAACAACGCGGACUUUAUAAAGAACAUUGAGGAGUUCAAGAAGGACUUGCCGUUCAUCGAUGUGCCUCAGGUCGAAUUGGCCCAGUGC
Molecule: messenger RNA, 3303 nt
Organism: Iphiclides podalirius (scarce swallowtail)
Lineage: Eukaryota; Metazoa; Arthropoda; Insecta; Lepidoptera; Papilionidae
Source: the annotation of a GenBank genome assembly